Messenger RNA from Impatiens glandulifera, 1121 nucleotides. Its product is annotated as 1-aminocyclopropane-1-carboxylate oxidase homolog 11-like. Bases 1 to 1089 code for a protein of 362 amino acids. The transcript is spliced from 3 exons. The record is from RefSeq and is a predicted model, not a curated record. Lineage: Eukaryota; Viridiplantae; Streptophyta; Magnoliopsida; Ericales; Balsaminaceae.
AUGGAUUACCAAAGAGAAAAAGAUCUCAAGGCUUUCGACGAGUCCAAAGCAGGCGUGAAAGGGUUAGUGGACACGGGAACACUAACCAAACUCCCUAAAAUCUUCGUCCGACCACACGACGAGAUAGCCAAGGAUUUGGACACUUGGCAACAAACAUCAUCAGAUUGUCCGGAGAUCCCACUGGUGGAUCUUCGGGUAAUCUUUGAGAAUGAUGGUGAAGGACGCGAUGAGAUUGUGCGACAAAUCCGAAAGGCGUCGGAAAGUUGGGGAUUCUUUCAAGUGAUCAAUCACGGGAUCCAAAGUUGUGUUCUUGAAGGAAUGAUAGACGGUGUACGAGCCUUCCACGAGGAUGAUGUGGAGGCGAAGAAAGCGAUUUACACUCAUGAUCACUUCAAGAAGGUGAGGUUUGAAUGCAACAUUGACUACAACAAGACACGGUUCGUAAAUUGGAGGGACUCCAUGAGCAUUGGUAUGGAGAAUCAUGAAGAUCAUGAUCUUAGUGAAGUUCCAGAAAUAUGCAGAGACCGGAUGUUGGAUUAUAUUAAAUGCACCCGAAGAUUUGGUGAGACUCUACUCGAGCUAUUAGGGGAGGCACUCGGGCUAAAAAAGGAUCAUUUGAGGGAGCUUGAUUGCACAAGAGCUCAAACCAUAUUUUGUCAUUACUAUCCAGCCUGUCCAGAGCCAAAUCUAACACUCGGAGCUAGUAGGCACACCGAUCCAUCAUUCUUCACAGUUCUACUCCAAGACAAACUUGGCGGCCUACAGGUUCUGCACCAAGAUCGUUGGAUCGAUGUAAUGCCCGUUUCGGAUGGUCUCAUAGUCAACAUAGGCGAUCUUCUCCAGAUUUUAUCCAACGACAAGUUCAAGAGUGUAGAUCACAGGGUGGUGGCUAGCUAUGUCGGACCACGAAUAUCAAUUGCUUGCUUUUUUAAUGGUGUUGUGGAUAGUGCAAAGGUUUAUGGUCCUAUAAAAGAGGCAAUAUCUAAUGGAGAUUUUCCUUUAUACAAGGAAUUCACUAUUAAGGAUUAUUUUAUCAAUUUCUUUUCUAAAGCGAAUGGAGAAUCUGGCUUGAAUAAGUUUAGAAUGUAAUAAAGACCAACUAUAUAUCUUGAUAAAUGAAA